GUCGCCGUGCGCUGUGCGGGUUCGAGUCCCGUCCCAGGAGAAAUUUUUCUCUUGGCUAUGGAUGUUGUGAUUGUCCGUAGGUGGUAGAUGGUCUCUGACUGUCGAACGCGGAGGUACCACCCGGCGGUUCUCGUAGGCGGAGCCAGAAUGUGUGCAUGUUGCAUGCACACGUGUUCCCUCGCCAGAAGUUCGUGUGGCGUCCCCAAUUUUCCCUGUUUCCCCCUAUAACACCACAGUACCCCAUGGGUG
Molecule: messenger RNA, 249 nt
Organism: Acanthoscelides obtectus
Lineage: Eukaryota; Metazoa; Arthropoda; Insecta; Coleoptera; Chrysomelidae
Source: the annotation of a GenBank genome assembly